ACGUGACCUUUUGAUGCCGGAAGAGCGUGACCUAAAUGAAAUGUCCUCUUUCUGGGUUUAUUUCUUUGAUGAAAUUCACAGUUGAACGUCUUUUGUGAUCAUUUUCAAUCCGCUAAAAACAACAAGAGGUCGGUUUGCAGGUUUUUAGCUCCCCAAAGUAGCUGAGGAAGUGCCGACGUGUUUGGUUUUGCCUGUAACAUACAGUGUGAGUCAUGUAUGAAGUGGAGAUCAGAGGCAUGGCAUCAGCUCAUGCCCUUCUCGCCGGCUCUGUGUUGGUGGGAAGCCUGAUGCCUGCAUUCACUGUGGAUAACUUCUCCGUGUAUGGGACACACUUGGUGUGGCUCUUUUCCGUUUCUGGUUGUGUUGCCUUAGUCAGCAUUGCUGUGUUUUGGCUUCUUGGUGUCAGUCCACCAACAAAGAAAAACACAUUGAGCUAUAAGUUGUCUCGACUGGUUCGAUCUGGUGUGUAUUUUCUGCUGUCUUGCCUCUUCUUCCACAUCGUGGUUGUUCUGUAUGGGGCACCUCUGUUAGAAUCAGCUCUGGAGACAUUUUCCCUGGCUGUACUUCUCUCCACUCUUACCACACUAAGGUGUUUGUGUAUGCUUGGUCCAAACGUUCAGGCAUGGAUCCGGGUCUUCAGUAGAGAUGGGGCAAUGUCUGUGUGGGACACUUCACUUCAGAUUACUACUGGCUGCAGUGUAGUUGGAGCCUGGCUGGGAGCUUUCCCUAUUCCUCUUGACUGGGACCGACCCUGGCAGGUGUGGCCCAUUUCGUGUUCCCUUGGGGCUACAGGAGGAUUUCUGACAGGACUGCUCGCUGCUCCGAUCUGGAUCCGCUGGCAUCGCAAGCAGCUCACCUACAAACUCAAAUGAAGUACAGGAACUGACAGGCCACAUUCUGGAUGAGCGUCCAAGGGCUGCCUUAUAAAUCAUUACAUUACAAGUUCCUCAUUUUUGCACCAGUUCCUUUACAAGUUGUAACUUCUGAGGUCAAAUGCAGCAAGAGAAAGUUGUUUUUUUUCCUCAGGUUUUAAAUGAUUUGUUCCUUCAAUAGUUCAAUAGGCUUUAUACAGGGAUGCUUGAUCAUUUGGGUCUCACCUUUUUUUUGUAAAUAAAGGCUGUAAAAACCCAGACUGGAAAAAGAGAAAUGUUUUGUAAAAGGCAUUCAUUUAGCAACCCCAGUGUUGCCAGAUGCAGGUUCCCUUUUUUCUGACACAAAGUCUUGCUUCUGUAAAUGUUUGGUUGUGCUCUUUAGUCUGUCUUUUUUCCACUAGACCACACAUGCCUACAGAAGCAAAACUGGAAAUACAGUCAAACUGUUCUUAAUCAUCAAGAUUGUUGUAGUGUGCCAUUCAUUUUCUGUGCUUGUGUUACAUGCUUGGGUGUCGCCUCGUUCACGUUUAGUGUCCUUGUUGGUCACUUGUUUGACCGCUGAAUGAUUUUUGUCAUUAUUUUCAUUUAUUCACGCCUUCUAUCCAGAGCAACAUUGGUUCCUGUUUCUAGACAGUAAAAGAUUUCAUACCUGUGGGUUU
Silurus meridionalis is the source of this 1531-nucleotide messenger RNA. RefSeq names its product phosphatidylinositol glycan anchor biosynthesis, class F (gene pigf). The record is from RefSeq and is a predicted model, not a curated record. Bases 213 to 872 code for a protein of 219 amino acids. NCBI's taxonomy places the organism in Eukaryota, Metazoa, Chordata, Actinopteri, Siluriformes, Siluridae. Gene Ontology annotation, biological process: GPI anchor biosynthetic process. Gene Ontology annotation, cellular component: endoplasmic reticulum membrane. The transcript is spliced from 6 exons.